Molecule: messenger RNA, 580 nt
Organism: Vanessa atalanta (red admiral)
Lineage: Eukaryota; Metazoa; Arthropoda; Insecta; Lepidoptera; Nymphalidae
Product: adult-specific cuticular protein ACP-20-like
Exons: 4
Coding region: 1-450 (149 amino acids)
Cellular component (GO): extracellular matrix
Source: RefSeq, a predicted model, not a curated record
AUGUAUUCGAAGAUCCUUUACUUCGUGGUUUUCCUUGCGGCCGUCGUAGCUGAUGACCACGAUCAUGGCUAUGGAUUUGCGUAUUCGUCACAGCAUAUAUCUCGUUACGAUAGUCCUCCCGAAAUUAUACACAUUCAUGGUGAUCAUGGCGGCGCACAUGGUCAUGAAGGGGAAGGUGGAAACAGAGAUGGGCAUGGUCAUGGAGAAAUUGGUUACUAUACUCAUCCAAAAUAUACAUUUACAUACGUAGUUAAAGACCCUCAUACUGGUGAUAAAAAAUCUCAGCACGAGAGUCGCGAUGGGGACGUGGUGAAGGGCGUGUACUCGCUACAGCAACCAGACGGCUCCGAAAGAACCGUGCACUACCAUGGCGACCGCAACACUGGGUUUAAUGCCGAUGUGAAAUACGGCACCUACCACGUCGUUCCAGAAUACCAUCAUCACCACUAGUAGAAAAAUGAUCCUGAUAAUGAAAAUUUUUAAUUAUCAAUCAAGUUCCAGACUUAAAUAUAAUUUUAAACGUAUUUUGAAUUGUUUUACUGUCAAUAAUUGUAUUUAAUAAAAACCAUUUUUUUAUAAA